Messenger RNA from Blumeria graminis f. sp. triticale, 3063 nucleotides. The record is from the annotation of a GenBank genome assembly. Lineage: Eukaryota; Fungi; Ascomycota; Leotiomycetes; Helotiales; Erysiphaceae.
AUGGAAGGCUUUGAAGACGUCAGUAGGUUCGGAGAAGUAAGCGCCGACAAAUUCGAGUCAAAUGCCCGCUCAGCUCCAAGUACUGGCGCCUCAAAUUUAUUGCCGGCUAUGCUGCCACAAACAGACUCGAAAGGUUCUCGGCUGAGUUCGUCCAACAGUUCAAAGAAUUAUCGUAGAAAAUCACGGACUGCGGACGAAGAAGCAGAGGAUUUAGACGCUAGUGAUAGCGAAUGCGAAUCGUGUAGCUCUACAGCAAGUCAGAAUAAAAGACUCUCAUCUGAAAAUAAAAGUCAAAAAUUAAACAAAAAUCACUAUUCAAAUUUUAACGUUUCAAAUGAAAAAUUUCAAACCAAAGGUAGAAUUUCUAGAAAUGAUGGCCGGCUCAAUAUAAGUAUUAACGACAAAAAUGAUCGGGGAUAUCUAGCCAAGGCACUAGGUGCUUCUUUUGUAGAACAUUUUAAAGCUUCAUCAUUGAAACAUCACGACUCUCGUACAUCAUCUGGUCCUAAGAAGCAUUCCGAUAGCCCAACAACGAUAGCCACAAAAAACGUGCAUCCACCUUCGCUAAAUAUUGUGGUGAUGGUUAUUGGCAGUCGGGGAGAUAUUCAGCCAUUUUUAAAACUUGGGAAGAGCUUGAAGAACUAUGGACAUAGGGUUCGUAUCGCUACACAUCCAGCAUUCAAGGAGUUUGUUGAAAAAGAUUCAGAGCUUGAAUUUUUUUCGGUAGGUGGCGAUCCUUCAGAGUUAAUGGCAUUCAUGGUAAAGAACCCGGGAAUGAUCCCCACUAUGGAAACUCUCAAGAAAGGGGAGGUCAGUCGAAAGAGAUCUCAGAUGGCCGAAAUGUUUGAAGGAUUUUGGAGAGCUUGUAUUAGCGCUACCGACGACGAAAAAAACCAUGCGAAUAUCAAAAUGUUGAAUGAAAAAUCACCAUUUGUUGCUGAUGCUAUCAUAGCCAAUCCUCCUUCAUUUGCUCACAUUCAUUGCGCAGAAAGAUUGGGGAUUCCAUUACAUCUCAUGUUCACUUUUCCUUAUAGCCCUACACAAGAAUUUCCUCAUCCCUUGGCAAAUAUUAAGAAAUCCAAUUUAGAUCUAGGCUAUACUAACUUUAUGUCCUAUCCUUUGGUUGAAAUGAUGACAUGGCAAGGGCUUGGAGAUUUAGUCAAUAAAUUCAGGGUCAAAACCCUUGGUCUCGAACCCGUUUCCACACUCUGGGCGCCUGGACAACUUUAUCGACUUAAGGUUCCCUACACAUAUUUGUGGAGUCCGACCCUAGUUCCGAAGCCAGGUGAUUGGGGCGAAGAAAUUGAUAUUGCAGGAUUUAUUUUUUUGGAACUUGCUUCUUCAUUUAUACCACCAAAAGAUUUAAUUAGCUUUUUAAAUAUAGGCCCAGCUCCAAUAUACAUUGGAUUUGGAUCCAUUGUUGUUGAGGACUCGGAUGGAUUUACUCGAAUGAUACUCGAUGCUAUCAAGGAAGCUGGUGUACGAGCUGUGAUUUCAGAGGGAUGGGGAGGAUUAGGAAAAGGAGAGAUUCCUGAUAACGUCUUUCUUCUUGGAAAUGUUCCUCACGACUGGCUGUUUCCUAAAGUUUCGGCAGUUAUUCACCAUGGGGGGGCUGGUACAACGGCAGCUGGCAUGAAAUUCGGUAAACCGACAAUGAUUGUGCCAUUUUUCGGUGAUCAAAGAUUUUGGGGUGAACGAAUUGAGAAAUCAGGAGCUGGGGCUUCCCCUAUUCCGCAUAAAAGUCUAACUGCAAGUGCAUUAGCAGAUGGUAUUAGGAAGUGUCUUACAAAUGAAGUACAAGACCAUGCGCAGAAGAUAGCUGAAAAUAUUAGGGCUGAAGGUGAUGGUGCAGAGAAUGCAGUUGCUUCAUUUCACCGAAAUCUUGAGCUUGAGGGCCAACAAAGUAUGCGAUGUUCUCUACUCAAGAAUAGAGUCGCUGUUUGGAGCUUGAAGAAGACAGAUAUCGGUUUAUCAGCAUUAGCAGCUGAGCUACUAGUACGGGCAAAGAGAGUUAAUUGGAAGCAGUUAAGGUUGAUACGGCACAAAGAAUGGAAUGACUUUGAGGGCCCUGGAGAGCCAUUAACUGGUGGAGCUACUGCUAUCGUAGGUACAUUCACAGGCUUUGCCACUGGAAUAGGUAGUAUACCUUUUAAAAUUGGAAAGAAUGCUAAAAAACGCUUGAAACGUAGCAAAAAAACAAAGACCCUCGUCAAUACUAACUUUGAGAAUAAAGAAGAUGAAAAAUCAACCUCAAAACAGCAAGUAAAUAGUGCUGCGGCUGAUAAUAAUCUAGAAGCAUACCGCAAGAGUCAUUCUUUUGCUGAACUGCUCGGCUUUCAUGGAGAGAGUGAAUCCCAUACUAAAAGUUGUAGAGAAAAAAUAAAAACAGAAGUGCCUGAUAAUGAGCCAUUGGAGUAUUCAGAUGGGCCGGACGAAGAUGAGAAUGCUGGAGUAGAAAUGGCACAUGUGUUGAAGUCAAGCGUUGGCAAAAGCGCCGGGGCUAUUGCGAAAGCACCGAUGGAUUUAUCAUUAGCUGUUGCUCAAGGUUUUCACAACGCACCUCGUCUUUAUGGUGAUACUACUGUGAGGAGGCCAGUAAGAAUUACUGGAAUCAAGUCUGGAUUAAGAGCAGCUGGCGAGGAAUUUUUCAAUGGUAUUUAUGAUGGCUUCACUGGCCUAGUGGUGCAACCAUACACAGGCGCACGUGACGAUGGAUUAGUAGGAUUUAUGAAGGGUGUAGGGAUGGGGUUUACGGGGUUUAUUCUUAAAGAUUUUGCAGCAGUGUUUGGCCCAUUUGGCUAUACUCUAAAAGGAGUGCACAAAGAGAUGGUGAAGCAUAGGCAGCCGACGAAAUUCAUCCGCAGUGCACGCAUCGUGGAGGGAAAACUUCAUCUUCAGAAUUUAGAUGAGGCAGAGCUGAAACAUGAAACUGGUGCUGUGCAGGAUGGCUGGCCAAUUUUAAAGAAAUUGUGGCAUGAGGCCGAACUAAAGCACACUUUGCACUUAAAAGAUCGUGCUCGAAUGACCCAAAAACAUAAAAUUGAAGAUGUGAAGGCCAUCUAG